Molecule: messenger RNA, 2000 nt
Organism: Papaver somniferum (opium poppy)
Lineage: Eukaryota; Viridiplantae; Streptophyta; Magnoliopsida; Ranunculales; Papaveraceae
Exons: 7
Coding region: 1488-1901 (137 amino acids)
Source: RefSeq, a predicted model, not a curated record
AUUGAGGCGCAACCAUAAACUGAUAAACGAAAUCGAGAAAGAAAUAUGAAGAGAAAAAAAAUUGCACAGCAGCCGGAGAAUUGGGAGAUGAAGAUCGAGAGAGUGAUGUUCGAAUACAACAGGAUGAAAUCGGAAAUGGGUUAGCUUCUGAAUUGGAAUCGAGAAGAGAUGAUGAUGUUAGUGUGGAGAAGAAUUGAGUUGUUGCUGCUCUCUGUGUUCGAAUGAGAAGAUGUGGAGAUGGGUUUGGUGUUCUUGAGAGAAUCAUAAAUGGAAUCAAUGAUUGAGCUACUGAGAACAGGGUUUUGAAAUGGAUCUGAAGCUGCUGCUGUUGAUGGAUUCAUGAUUAUGGUCUGUAGCUGAGAUUGAAAAGAAGAAGAUGGACUCGAGUCUGUAAUUGUGGUGAUUGAAAAUGGGUUAAACUCGGAUUCAAGUUCGUAGAUCGAUCGACAUGUUGGGUUUGAAGAAUUUAUGGGUUCUGGUGGUUCUUUACUAUGAAUGAUGGGUUCGAAUUUGUGUUUCCAUUUGAGAAGCUGAGAAAGGUGAAUAUGGGAAUUGAAGGAGGAACCGGAUCCGUUGUUGUACUUGAAGGGUUAUGAUUCGAAUUAGAAGAAGAAUUAAAUGGGGCUGUGGAUCUGGUUUGUGUUGGCUGAGAUGGUUAUACUGCAGUUGAAGGAAUUAUUGGUUCGAGAGAUGAUGCAGUGGAUGAGAAGACCUUGCUGUGAAGAACAGAUGAGGAUGAGUUUGCGCCGCUGCUGCUUGAAUUACAGGGAAUGAUGGACUGAUGCUUGAGAAUCAGAUGUAUGUUUAGGAUACAGGUACUGCAGGAAUGAAGAUAUCGGCCUGAAAUUGGCUGAGAAAUGCCCGGAAAACAGAGGAGAGACCGUUGGAUUUUCUACUCCGGCGAGUCAACUCAGAUUCAGAUGACCGAUCCAGUCUUAUAAUUCAACUGAGUAAGAUCUAGUAAGACCGAGUCAGAUAGCUAACUCGGCUGAUUCACCCUUUCUCCCUUGACCGUUGACUGACGGUUAACGAUAUUGACUGUUACUUAUAACGGCACCAUAACAGAUUAUUCCGUUACAGGCGACAGAGCUCAGGCGGCCGUCAGUGAUUUCCGGUCGACUUCCGGUGGUACCAGGAUUUUCACGGCGACCCAAUUAAUGAAGAAUUUUCUAGACUCAUCUAGACUUAUGGGUUUGAAGAAUUGGGCUUGGAUUUGGAAAGAGAAGAUGGAGGAUUUGAGAAAGACUUGAACUUGGAAAUUGAAUUGCUAAAGGAAAGGGAUUCUAUUCCCAAGAGGAUUGGAAGCAAAUUGAAGCCUAUACAUAGAGAAGCUACGUUGAUUUCUGGCGUGAGAAACUUGAGAGUUUACAUAAGUUCACAAUGGAUAUUAAGUCCCCGAUACGAAAGUUUCCUUCUGCUGAUGUGAUUUCUGACCGGCCAAGAUUGAAGUAUCUCUCCAAUGGUGAUAAAAGAAAGACAUCUCCAAAAUGCUCACAGAGUCACAGGAUGGACGCAUCGUGAGAUAUCGGAUCCAUGAAGACUUCUCAGAGGUGCAAGACAGUCCCCAAGGUGGAGAAGAUAUAAGUAAGGUGAAGUACGGAAUGAUAUCGAAUGAUGUGCAGUCCCCAGCCGCUUCCUUGGAAUCCAACGCUGACGGGAAAGUCGAUGAGGAAAUUGUUGUGGACAAGCAACAUGUUGAUGAAGCACACUCUUCUUUGAGGCAUAGGUAUAAGGAGAAUUAUCAAAACCCGGAACCGAAGGGAGAUAGCGGCGUCGCUAAUGAUGAUUUCGACAUUGCUGAGCCUUCAAAUGAUUUAGAAACUCCCCAAGUACCAAACGUCGAAGUUGGGAAUAACGGAGCAAAUAAUGAUGAUUCGAUCAACUUCGAUGUUAGAGCAUAGCUCGGUUGAACCCACCAAGUGUUGGUGGGGAAAACGAUUUGCUGGUUUUUAUGGAAUUGAGGAGAUGACCGUGCGGAGACUCCUUGAACCGAGCAAAUG